Vigna angularis (adzuki bean) is the source of this 1325-nucleotide messenger RNA. Its product is annotated as NEDD8-specific protease 1. The coding region runs from base 172 to 858 and encodes 228 amino acids. The record is from RefSeq and is a predicted model, not a curated record. Lineage: Eukaryota; Viridiplantae; Streptophyta; Magnoliopsida; Fabales; Fabaceae. Gene Ontology annotation, biological process: proteolysis. Gene Ontology annotation, molecular function: cysteine-type peptidase activity; deNEDDylase activity. The transcript has 2 exons.
GCAGAAGAAAAUUAACUUUUCAUGUCCAAAAGCAGCACUGUUUGACACUUACAUGCUCUAAAUAGUACUCUCACCUUUCUAUUUUCUCUGAAGCAGUAGCAUCGCUCGUUCACCUCUUCUGACGCAAUCUCUACAACCGUGAGUCAUUAUCUGACUAGCCUUCAUACUGGGAUGAAGAAAUCACGAACAGAUGAGAAGAUUCUCAGCUACAAUGAUGUGGUGCUUAGGCAAUCCGAUCUUGAAAUCCUUAGUGGUCCAUAUUAUUUGAAUGAUAGGAUUAUUGAGUUUUAUUUCAGUUAUCUUUCUUCAAGCCAUUCCUCUCAGGAUAUGCUGCUGGUUCCACCAUCCAUUGCAUUUUGGAUAAUGCAAUGUCCUGUGGUUGACUCUCUUGGUGAUUUCAUAGAACCUCUUCAUUUGCUUGAUAAGGCGCUGGUUAUAUUCCCCAUCAAUGACAAUGAUGAUGUUGACAGAGCUGAAGGUGGUUCUCAUUGGAGCUUAGUUGCAUAUUGCCGCAAUACUAAUGUGUUUGUUCACCAUGAUAGUUGCAGAGGUAUGAAUGCAGCACCUGCCAAAAAACUCUAUAAAGCUGUUGCUGGAUACAUGGGAUCCUCUGCAUCAGCUUCUGAGGUUAGCUUUCAGGAAUGCACUGAUUCACCCUUGCAAGAUAAUGGCUAUGAUUGUGGUUUAUAUGUGACAGCCACAGCAAGAACAAUAUGCAACUGGCAUGCAAAUCAUAAGAAUACACAUAGGAAUGAUAUGUGGUUUUCUGCUGUGAAGGAACAGGUUACUUCUUCUGCUGUGGCCAGCAUGCGAGGUGAGAUCCUGGCCUUGAUCAGAGAUCUAAUGGCAAGACAUUGAGAAUAACAUGUUCCACAUUAAAAUCUGUCUUAUUUGGUACUCGGUGUCUUGAAUUUAAGUUUGAGCUUCCUCUAUAUCUUGAUUUAUGAGAAGUGUGAAUUCGAUUGAACCACAACUUUGAAUUUCUUUGAUGAGGCGACUAUGGUUUACUGUACGUUUAGAUUUACGUCCAAAGAAAAUGGAUGCACGUCAAGCUGAAGCAACUAAGUGUUGCUUUUAAGUUAAUCAAUCUCUUUUUCACGUGAGUUUGCUGCUAUACGUGAACACUAUUCCAACAUUGCUGAGUCUAUUUGAGCCAUUUGAAGCAAAUGGGUGUUGCUUGGGCGGUAAGUACAAAGAUGACGGUGCAUAUGGAUCAUUGAAACCGAAUACUUAUUGCAAUUAGAAUGUAAUGGAGAAGUUAGUGAUACUGAUGUAUGAGUAUUUCAACCAUUAACAUUAGUGAGAUCAUAUUUCCAGCUGUUAUC